GUCGACAGGCCCGCAGCAUUGAUAGGAUCCGGGUCUGGGUUGAGAAGGAGCGGCUCUGGUGCGCCCGCCGGCUCUCAGGUAAUACUGCUUCCCGUCUGCAGUCGUCCAGCCCGCAUAUGAGAUUGCCUCCCUCUUGGCAUGAAUUUGAAAUACGGGAAGCUUGUGAGCUCUAUCCACCAGCUCUUCGCCUCGUUUCGGCGAAAGCUGCAAUUGUGGAAGCGGAAGGGGCCGUCUCCGAGACACUUGGGCUGCUCAAGAGUCACUUGUGUUUGUUCUUGAAAGUGUGCCGUCCUUCUUCCGAACGCUGGUACAACGGGAUCUCUGUGGUUGUUUAUCCGCUCAUCCGUUUCCGCUAUGGGUCUUCGAUAGGGCGGUGGCUCGUCCCCGCCCUUUCGCUGCUCUUCCCGCUAUCCAAUCUCUGGUCUCCUGUGGCCAGUUGCCCAGUCACCAACAUGGUCCACCACGGGCCGGUACUGGCCGCCGAGGGUAGCUGCAUCGCGUCAGGAUCGGCCUAUAGCCACAGCGUGGGGUGUCAGCUGUUGGGCCAGCCGCUCUCAGUGCGGAUGUCCGGAAACCCUAAGCAGCAGGAAAGACAAGAAACUAGACCUCUCCCACCUGGGAAUCCUCGCGAGUCACGAGCCCGGCUUUGCUGUUAUGCCCCCCCUCCACUCAGUAUUAUGGCUGCCAAAUCCUUGCUCGCUGUGUGGCCCGGCUCUUACCACGCAGUACACGCUUGCCGUCGUAUUGCCGGUCUUGCCAUUGCCAGUCGAGACCGAGUGCCCUCACCAUGAUGGAGACAUCGCCGAGGACUUGGCCAGCAUGGAUGGGGCCGGAUUCGGUACCAUGAUGGCGAUGCCCAUGGGUCUUGCCAUCAGUGGUGAACAGCAUUGCCCAAUA
Canariomyces notabilis is the source of this 897-nucleotide messenger RNA. RefSeq lists its product as uncharacterized. The transcript is spliced from 2 exons. Bases 117 to 791 code for a protein of 224 amino acids. NCBI's taxonomy places the organism in Eukaryota, Fungi, Ascomycota, Sordariomycetes, Sordariales, Chaetomiaceae. The record is from RefSeq and is a predicted model, not a curated record.